AACCCAAAUCUCGUGAGCUAUUUAUCCUGCCAAACCUACAUCUCCGCCUCUACCGUGCACUCAUUUUCUCAAAUCCGAUCCCCGCUUCCCACCGCUCCUCUCAAUCUUUCAUAUACAGUUCACUGUGUUAUGAUGGAGCCCAGUCCGCCCAACCCGACUCCUGCUCCCGCUCCCGCUCCCGUUCGUGAAUCGUCGAGCCUCCCAUUUCCGCAAACAGGCAAACUGCUCCCUUCUAUGAUUCACGAAACGACACCACCCUCUGCUCUUCUUUAAGUCGCGAACAGGUAGCAGUUCCGUGGUGGUGCGUGUGGUUCAAACGAGAAGAAAGUUGUUACAAGAACUGCAAUGUUUCACUAUUCAAGCAGUCGAAACCACAGGUCCAAAGGCUCCAACGUGAAGAAGAUACUUCAAGUGACCGUGCUUCUUGCUGUUGCUUGUUGGCUGCUAUACCAAGUUAAGCAUUCUCGCGAGAAAAAGAUUGAAUUUGCUGGAAAUGAUGAACGAAAGCUCAGCGAUGGAGGCGAAGAAGUCUCUCUGGGCCGUAAGGGUGAUGCUGGUUCUGAAAAUGUCAUCAUCAUAGACACCAGUUCUCAGGGUUCUGACGAAAGCACUGAAAUCAAGCAAGAUGAAGCUAAGCAGGAUUCUUCUGAUUCAAAUACUGAAGAAAAGUCUAAGAAGAUUUCUCACAAUCCUGAACUCGAUGAUUCUAAAGAAAGUAAUUCGAUUAAUGGGGAGAAAGAAAGUUCACUAGAGGAACAUUCUGAUUCUCAUAAUGGAGCGGAAACUCUUCAUUUGCCAAAUGAGAGGGAGAGAGAAAACUCUUCUGACCAAAACGAGAAUAGUAAUGAAGGUGAAGAGACCCCUUCAGUCUCUACUGGAAAGGAGAAUGAACAAGAAAAUGGUGAAGCAAGACAUCAAGAGGCGGUGUCAGUGGAUGAUAAAGAUAUAAAGUCUCUUUCUGAAACUACUGAUGAUAAUAAGACUGUUCUUGUCGAUGGCGGAGCAGGUUCUGAUGACGCUCAUGUUAGUUCAACACAAGAUGAUGCAAAAUCAACUAAUGAUCAGGUUACUGAUGCGUUUAACAGUGAUACUUCUCUUCAUAAUGAUAAUGAGGCUUCUAAAGAGGGAGAGGUUGAACCUCAACUUGGAAAUGCUUCUGAAGUUGAGAAUUCUGAUAAAAACUCUUCAGGAGAAAUGAAGAUCGAUGGCGAUUCUGAUAAAGAGAUUGAAAUUUUAUCGAAUUUCAGUGACACUUCAAAUGAUGUCUCUUUUGGUUCCCAAUCAGAUAAAAUUUCUGACCCCGAGGGACUGAUUCCAAAAGAAAUUUCAUCAGAAGCUAAUAAUAACGCGGUUGCAGAACUGCAAGAAAACAAUGAGGAUGCUAAGGUGGAGACUGAUUCUGAAAAUAAUUCCCAUGAAUCUAUUGAAGAAAAAGGGAAAUCUUCUGAAGCUAUUGAGCAAAGAGGUUCUGAAGAUCAAAACAAAGAGAUUACACACGCUGAUGCUGGCGAGGCCAGUGAAAAUAAAAAGGGAAACUCUGAUGAUUUGACUGGUUCUGAUCCGGUUAUUGAAAUAGCAGCAACUGGGAAUGAAGUUCAUACAGUUAAGGAAGAAGGGAAUGAUGCUGCAUCAGAUGAUAAAGCCAUGAAAUCAUCUGAAGUCAAUGAGAUCAUAAAUUCAGACGAUUCUACCAACGAGGUUCCGGCAGUGGAGGCUGUUCAAGUUGAGGGAGGCAAUAACUUUGAAGCUGAGAGCACCAUUAAUAACAACACUGAGAACUCAAACGCAGAGGGAGAGGCUUCGGAAGAGAAGACAGUUCAGUAGGAUGCUGGAAAAUUGCAGCGAGUGGAAUUUGAAGCUCUGAAGCUGUGUAAUCUCUUCUGUUUCCCUGUUCUUCAGUGUUGAAAGCACUUUGGUCAGCCUAUUACCAGGUUUACUGUUUCAGAAAUUAUCAUUAGAAUUUAGCCAUAGUUUUCUCUGUGUACUGCUUAUAUGAUGAAUUUUUCUCCCUUCUGUUGCCUUGAGAGAUGUAUAUUUGGUGUUGGUGAGCCCCAAAAGUCGCAAAUUUGCUGCUGGAUGGGAAGGAUAAUACAACCCUGAGAUUAUUUUGUUUAAUUUCUGAUUCCGCUUUAUCA
Molecule: messenger RNA, 2135 nt
Organism: Phalaenopsis equestris
Lineage: Eukaryota; Viridiplantae; Streptophyta; Magnoliopsida; Asparagales; Orchidaceae
Product: dentin sialophosphoprotein-like
Exons: 3
Coding region: 346-1824 (492 amino acids)
Source: RefSeq, a predicted model, not a curated record